CUUUUCAGUUUUUGAGUUUUGACUUUGUGAGAGAAACCAUGGAGUGGGUGAUCAUCAUGAGUGUGAUUCUUCCUUUGAGUUUGUUUGUUUUGUUAAUGAAAAAACUUAUAAAGGAGAAAGAAGAUGAUAGGAAGCUGAAAAUCAAUGGAGGUAAUAUCCCAAAGGGAAGUUCUGGUUGGCCUCUAAUUGGAGAAACACUUGAUUUCAUUGCUUCUGGUUAUUCUUCCAAGCCUGUUAGCUUCAUGGAAAAACGCAAAUCAAUGUAUGGGAAUGUGUUUAAAACACAUAUACUAGGAAGACCGAUGAUAGUUUCAACUGAUCCAGAAGUGAACAAGGUUAUUCUACAGAAUCAAGGACAUAUAUUCAUUCCUUAUUACCCAAAAUCAAUAACUGAAUUACUUGGAAAAUCUUCGAUUCUACAAAUGAAUGGACCACUUCAAAGGAAACUCCACGCCAUCAUCGGCGGUUUCCUCCGUUCUCCACAGCUUAAAGCACGAAUCACUCGCUCCAUUGAAGAUUCCCUCAAGCUUUCUCUCUCUACCUGGCUUCACAAAUCCCCUGUUUUCGUCCAACAAGAAACCAAACAGACAACAUUUGAAGUGUUGGUGAAAGUGUUAAUGAGUGUAGAAUCAAAAGAUCCAGACAUGGAAUUGUUAAAAAGAGAGUACGAAGAGUUCAUCAAAGGAUUAAUUUGUUUUCCUAUUAAAUUUCCCGGGACAAGGCUAUACAAAUCUCUCAAGGCUAAGGAGAGAUUAUUGAAGAUUGUUACGAGAAUUGUGAAGGAAAGAAAGGCGAAAAUAACAACAAUAUUAGAUCAUGAUAAAGGGUUACCAAAUGACGCUAUCGAUGUUUUGUUGGGAGACAAGGGUGAAGCCAACGAGCGUUUGCCCUUGGAUUUUAUAAGCGGGAACAUUAUCGAGAUGAUGAUCCCGGGUGAAGACUCCGUGCCCAUGGUGAUGACUCUAGCCGUCAAAUUUCUUAGCGAUUGUCCUAACGCCCUAUCUCGAAUGCAAGAGGAGAAUAUGAAUCUAAAGAGGCGUAAGUGUGAAUCAGGCGAAGAUUAUCUAUGGACGGAUUAUAUGUCUUUGUCAUUUACUCAAAACGUGAUAAAUGAAACACUUAGGAUGGCAAAUAUAAUCAAUGCAGUUUGGAGGAAGGCUCUAAAAGAUGUUGAGAUCAAAGGCUAUAUAAUACCAAGAGAUUGGUGUGUGUUGGCAUCCUUUAGUUCAGUUCAUAUGGAUGAAGAAAUAUAUGAAAACCCAUAUCAGUUUGAUCCUUUCAGAUGGGAGAAGGAAGGAGGUAACUUGAAUAGUAGCAAUAUUGCAUUUACACCAUUUGGUGGUGGGCAGAGACUAUGCCCAGGAUUAGAACUUUCAAGGCUUGAAAUUUCCAUAUUUCUUCACCAUCUUGUCACAACAUACAGAUGGGUGGCUGAUGAGGAUGUUAUAGUUAACUUUCCAACAGUGAAGAUGAAGAAGAAAUUGCCCAUCAAAGUCAUGCCAGUUUGCAUCUAACAGUGAUCUAUCUAUCUAUCCAUGUGCAUUGGAUUGAUAACAUGAUAAUGUAAUCAAUUAGUUUUCUUCUUAAUGGAGUUAGUUCACUUGUCACCAUCAACAAUCCUUUUGAUUCUAAAGUUGGAUUUCUUUUAUGGGAAUAUGGGACCCAAACUCUUCUUCUUAUA
Molecule: messenger RNA, 1681 nt
Organism: Impatiens glandulifera
Lineage: Eukaryota; Viridiplantae; Streptophyta; Magnoliopsida; Ericales; Balsaminaceae
Product: 3-epi-6-deoxocathasterone 23-monooxygenase CYP90C1
Exons: 8
Coding region: 39-1514 (491 amino acids)
Biological process (GO): brassinosteroid homeostasis; brassinosteroid biosynthetic process; sterol metabolic process
Molecular function (GO): iron ion binding; oxidoreductase activity, acting on paired donors, with incorporation or reduction of molecular oxygen, NAD(P)H as one donor, and incorporation of one atom of oxygen; heme binding
Source: RefSeq, a predicted model, not a curated record